CUUGCCUUUACGGCACGUUCUGGUCACACGUGUUGUAGUCGCAUGGAAGUCCGGCACAGCGGUCUGAAGUCUUGGCAGUCGGUCAAAUUUAGCAUUUGAGGAGAAUGUCGUUCAGAGGAGGAGGACGAGGUGGUGGAAGAGGUGGAGGUUUUAACCGAGGUGGUGGAGGAUUUGGACGAGGUGGAGGAGGAUUCGGUGGAGGCAGAGGUGGUGGAGGAUUUGGACGGGGUGGUGGAAGAGGGGGUUUUAACAGACAGCAAGACUAUGGACCUCCUGAGUAUGUUGUUGCACUGGGAGAGUUCAUGCAUCCAUGUGAAGAUGACAUUGUCUGCAAGUGCACAACAGAGGAAAACAAGGUUCCCUAUUUCAAUGCCCCAGUGUACUUGGAAAACAAGGAGCAGAUUGGGAAGGUGGAUGAGAUAUUUGGCCAACUCAGAGACUUUUAUUUCUCAGUAAAACUUUCUGAAAAUAUGAAGGCGUCUUCAUUCAAGAAACUACAAAAGUUUUAUAUAGAUCCAAUGAAGCUACUACCACUGCAGAGAUUCCUCCCGAGGCCACCAGGAGAAAAGGGGCCUCCAAGAGGAGGCAGAGGAGGGGGUAGAGGUGGAGGAAGGGGUGGUGGUCGUGGAGGUGGUUUUCGAGGAGGCAGAGGUGGAGGUGGCCGUGGUGGAGGAGGAGGCCGUGGUGGAGGAGGCUUCAGAGGAAGAGGAGGCGGCGGUGGUGGACGUGGAUUCAGAGGUGGGAGAUGAUCUGACUCUGAUGGUUCAUUGUGACGAUCACAUAAUAUGUUCACUCUCGCAGCUAAAAGGCUAUGAUCUGUGUCAGAUCCUGGCCUGUUGGACUCAUGAACAUCGUCUCUAUUUGUAGAGUUGAUAUUCUUAUUCUAUUUUAAUUUUUUUAUUUUUUACCAGUUUUGGAAGAUUGCUGGAUCUUCAAGAUUUGUAUCUAAAAUGUAUUCUUGUAGCUGGAACCUUUUUUGAGUCAUUUGUGGGGAUUAUUGUAUAUUUGUGAAAAGAAUGGUGUUUGAACAUAUUCACAAACCUCCAUGUCCAAAUUUCUUCAUGUGCAGGAUGUCACACUUGUUUUCAGCUGAAAACAUUGGUAGUUUGUAAUAUCGUAAAGAGUUACCAUUGCUAUCAAAUGCCUCAAUUAAAAAAAAAAAAAGGUGCUCUGUAA
This is a messenger RNA of Oreochromis aureus, 1176 nucleotides long. It is a transcript of the gene gar1, whose product is annotated as GAR1 homolog, ribonucleoprotein. Gene Ontology annotation, cellular component: box H/ACA snoRNP complex. The transcript is spliced from 7 exons. Bases 105 to 749 code for a protein of 214 amino acids. Lineage: Eukaryota; Metazoa; Chordata; Actinopteri; Cichliformes; Cichlidae. The record is from RefSeq and is a predicted model, not a curated record. Gene Ontology annotation, biological process: snoRNA guided rRNA pseudouridine synthesis; ribosome biogenesis. Gene Ontology annotation, molecular function: box H/ACA snoRNA binding.